Messenger RNA from Xiphophorus maculatus (southern platyfish), 3946 nucleotides. It is a transcript of the gene b3galt4, whose product is annotated as beta-1,3-galactosyltransferase 5-like. The transcript has a single exon. The coding region runs from base 1083 to 2201 and encodes 372 amino acids. Lineage: Eukaryota; Metazoa; Chordata; Actinopteri; Cyprinodontiformes; Poeciliidae. Gene Ontology annotation, cellular component: membrane. The record is from RefSeq and is a predicted model, not a curated record. Gene Ontology annotation, molecular function: N-acetyl-beta-D-glucosaminide beta-(1,3)-galactosyltransferase activity.
UUUUUCAUAAAAUGUUUUCUUUCAGAGUUAGAAAUCAACCAUGUAUGCAGUUUUUACCAAUGCAAUUUAAGAGAACAUCUUUUUUGUCUUAUAAUGUAAAAAGAUUUUGUUUGUGUUGAAUUUCAAACAAUACAAUGCAGUGGGUCCAACAAAGCUACAAUGGCUGAGUCCCCAAAAUAUAAACACCACACAAAGGUUAGUUUAUGGUUUUUAACUGCUUGGCUGCCAUUAAUUAAUAGAAAUAACCACAUGGGAUGUGUCGCACUGUGUGCAAUGGAUCCUUAACCAGUUUUUUUUUAAAUCAACUUUAAUAAUUUAUUGGAAUGGACGUGUAAUCAAGGUUGACCUUGAAGGAUGUUUUGAAACAAGAAAAACAGACAACCAAUCUCUAUUUAUCAUACUCAAAAAUAGCCAGUAGGUGUCGCACAAAGUUCAGGUGUAAGGAUGACAAUAGGCGUACGGAGCUUCAGCCACUUAACUCUUUAUGAAUAAUAUCCGCAUACUUUUUCAUCAAUCCAUUUUUUUUUCAUCUUAUCGUCGCUGUUUGAUCCGCUUAAUUUUAAGUGUUGUUUUUACUGGACUCCAACAACGACCAGCAAACGCUCGCUGCGGAUAUUCAGUAAACGAUGGAUGGACGUUUUCUGAACCUUCAGUAGAUGAUCGGAUGGAUAUUUAAAAAAUAUCAAAAACUGGGUUGGUACGCCUCAGCAGGAUAUCGGACGUCCCAUCAAUUUGUGGAUUUCUGAAGCCGUUAAAUCAGAGGACCGGGGCACAGACCUGACCUCUUCGCAGCAAUAAAAAAAAAAAAAAAAAAAAAAAAAAAAGCAGUAAAACCUGCUGCGAGCCGCUGUCAGAUCGACCGCUCCAUUUGCGCAACUGCACAUCCCUCCAAAUCAAAGACAGAAGGCUGCAGCAGAAACGAAAAGCUGCCGGAGCUGCCGCAGAGAAAGGUGGAGGAGAGUGCAGCGGACCCAGAGGGAUGCGUCUUCACUUGAAGCAACGAUAGGAGUAGAGGGGGAAAAAAGCAGCGAGAAGACAGGGAUAUUCAUUUGUUGUUGCUUGCAUCAGCAGCAGACAAGGAGAUGAUGAUGGUGAUCAUGGUCGGAAGGGGAUGUUGCAAGCCCAGGAUAGGAAAGCGCGGAAACAGGACGGGGAUCUUUCCGUCCCUGUGCGGGAUCCUGGCGUGCGCCGCGGUGCUCGCGCUGCUCUUCCUGGACAUCAUUGAGACGUGGGUCACCUCGAUGGGCAUGAGCAGGGCGGUGGAGCCGCAUGUCGCCAUCGUCUCGCCCCAGAGCCUACCCCCCUCCAGACCUGAGGAGUUCCUGCUCAUGCCCAGCCCGCUUGUGUGCCAGCGCGCCAAGCCUUUCCUCAUCACCAUAGUGACCUCAGCACCUGCCAAUCAGCGGGCUCGCCAGGCCAUCAGAGACACCUGGGGCGGACAGAUGGAGGUACGGGGCCUGCGGGUCAUGACCCUCUUCAUGGUGGGCGUGGCCUCUGACCCCGGCCUGGGAAAGCUGCUGAUAGAAGAAGCCAGGGAGAAAGGGGAUCUGAUUCAGGGCCGGUUCUUGGACUCCUACACCAACCUUACCCUGAAGACCCUGGCCAUGCUGGGCUGGGCCCGUAGGUUCUGCUCUCAAGCUCACUUCAUGGCCAAAGUGGAUGAUGACGUCUUCUUCAAUCCCAGCGUUCUUCUGCAUUUCCUAAACAAAAGCCAGAACCCUUACGAGCAAGGGGACUUGUACCUGGGUAGAGUCCAUCUCCAUGUGGCCCCAAACCGCGACCCAGACAGCAAGCACUACCUCCCAUCAGGGGCCUACCCGUUGUCUGUGUUCCCCGACUAUUGCAGUGGUACAGCCUACGUCUUUUCUCGCUCUGCAUUGCUCAAAGUUGCCCUUGCAGCAUCAGCAUCGCCUCUGUCCACUCCUUUACCCCCCGAGGAUGUGUUUGUCGGCCUCUGCGCCUACGCUGCUGGGGUGCGGCCCUCACAUUGCCCUCUCUUCGCCGGGGGUCCACCUGUGCCAUACGGACGCUGCUGCUAUCAAGCUAUGGUGUCCGUCCACCAAAUCACACCCAAGGAGAUGCUGGACUACUGGAAAGAUGUCCAUUCAUCCCCCACCUGCUCCUGGCUGAAUCAGCGAGCUUCUCUGGGGAUGUGCAAAGUCAGGGCGAUGCUGGGCUCAGCCCUGGGCCUGGAGAAAUGACCGUGACUGCUAUUAGGAGGUUAUAGGACUCACUGGCGCUCUGCCUCGCACAACUGUUCUACAAGCUGUGAAUCUACCUGCACUGAUAGCAUUUAGGCUAAUUGUCAUCAUUAGAGCUUUAUUUUUAUAAGAACGUUAAUUUAUUUAUUCAUUUUUUCCCCCCCUCAGAAAACAGGAUAAUUUCAGGUUUUCUAAGUCUUUGUCUCACAGCAUCUAGCUUUGACAACAUACAGCUGAGAAACAAAUGUAAGCAUGCUGCUUAUACAACUGCUCAGUGGCGGCUGGCCAGUAGGGGGCGCUUGGGCGCCGCCCCCUUUAAAUUGUUUAGAUAAUAAAUGAUUUCUAUUCUGAACUGCAAAAUACUUAGAAAUGUAUUUAUUCAUACUGUGUGUCCAAUAGACAUGUUAGAAUUUAUUAAAAUAGUAAAUACAUAAUUCUAAUUGCUCACAUUGUGCACACUUCCUAUGUGCAGGGCGCCGUCCUAAUGAGUGUGUAUGUAGGCGCAUCAACUUUUGGCAAGCAGGUGAUCUGAGGCUGACUUUUAAUUGGUUGUUUAAGGUUUUCCACAGGGCGCAGCGCUCUGCGUCCCGGACACACCCAUUUUGUUGUGUCAUUACUGGUAGAGCGUCAGUACUGGCUAAUUUUUUUUAAAACAUUGUGUGAUUGGACAAUCCCCGAUUCGACUCAUUAGCGCAGCUGCAGUUCGUUAGGUCGAUUCACGUUUACGUUUGCAUUAAGCAAUGCAUUUUACUGCUUUCCGUGUUUGCUAUUUCAAAGUUCUGGCACGGAGGCAAUGUGGACAACAACUGGGGUAAAAGACUUAAAACAUCUUUCAGAAAAAUGCAAACGGCACGAAAACAGCCGCAGCCACCUAGACAAUGCAAUGAAGCUAAGUUUUUGGGGGAAACUUAGCAUAGCUGAAAGGUGCUUUUCAACUCUGAAAAGCAUCAAGACUUUUCUGAGAAACUCAAUGACUCAGGACAGGCUGAAUGCAUUGGCCAUGUUGUCAAUGGAGAAAAGACUAGUCACAGAGAUGACUGACUUUAACAAGAAUGUAAUUGAGAAAUUUGCAGGGCAGAAGGAAAGGAGGGCAAAAUUCAUGUUCAAAUAGUGCUAUUUUUUAAGAUUUGUUUUGUUUGUUUUUCAUUUGUUUGUGUGCGCCCCCCUCAGUUUUUUUAGCACCAGCCGCUACUGCAACUGCUCAUGAUGAAUGCACAUAGGAGAACUGCUUUCAGACUCCGACAUCUGAGUCUGAUAUCAAAACGCCAAGACAAGCAGUCUGUUACAAGCUGCUUUAAUUUAGAAUUUAGUCUAAAAGCCUAAAUGCAUGUAUUGCUAAAAUAAUACCAUUAGAUUCAGUUCCAUCAAACAACACAAAUGAAGUUCACUGGAAAAAUACUGCAAAAUAGAAGUUUAAUUUAUAACCCUUAUGACACUUAAAUGGUGGCACUUAGCAGACUGAUAAAAAGUGAGGUUUAAAUGAUCAGUUUCUGUGACUGAAAGUGAUUAAUCUAAUAGCUAUCUCACAAAUGAAGAGCAGCACUAUACUGUUAACAGUGAAAUAAUUUCACUAAGGAUGCGCUACAAUUUUGGCGUGCCUUGUUAAUAAAAAUAAAUGUUUAUUAUGAACUGUAAUAUGAACAGGAUGUAUACAAUUCCUGAGUGUUUUUCUGUCUUCUUUUUCUCACUCAGGAAAUGUAUGAAUCAAAUUCUGGCACCAAUAAAGGAUCACAUGUGAGAUAAAA